AUGGUUUGCAAAACACUCUGCUUCGCGCUCGCAGCAUUAUGCGCUGCAUCAGCAGCUCCAGAAGGCCGCAUCACAGGAGGUGCCGACGUUGAUAUUACCGAGGCACCUUAUAUGGUAUCUCUGGUUUACCAUUACCCAAGACCCAACAUCUACAUUCAGCGCUGUGUGGGAAGCCUCAUCUCUUCCUGGCACAUACUUACCGUGGCUUAUUGUUUUACUGGAGCAAUCCAAGACAACUUCACACUGCGAGCGGGAUCCUCUAAUAGUCUUUCGGGCGGCGUUACUUCCACCAUCCAGCAAGUCAUACAGCAUCCAGACUACGUAGCGACCCCGAGACAAAACGAUAUAGCAAUUGUAUUUGCAAAAGAACCCUUCAGAAUCACAAAUGUAGUGAACAGUUUACGUCUCCCACCUCCGACAUUUACCCUGACAGAUGGUGCUAUUGGCGUAGUCACCGGAUGGGGAUUCGAUAAGGAGCAAGCCGAUGGUGGCACUCAGCAUGAAUCCCUUAGAAAAAUUGAGUUAAGAAAAGUACCUGCAAGUACUUGUACCACCGCCUUCUCAGACGUUGUCGACGUUUCCAUUACUGACACCGUUUUUUGCGCGACUGAAACAGACAAGGGAAUAUGCUUUGGCGACGCCGGCGCACCUUUCGUAUCAACAGUAUACAACAGUCAAGCCUUAGUAGGUGUUUCGUCCUACUACCAAGACUGCGGAUCAACUUAUCCGGAUAUUUUCGUGCGGGUGGAGAAAUACUCCAAUUGGAUUUUGGAAGUGGCUGUUGCACCCAGCGGUAGACGUGCUGUGGAAGGCGACACGCCCGCAAUUGCUUAA
Messenger RNA from Pieris macdunnoughi, 834 nucleotides. Lineage: Eukaryota; Metazoa; Arthropoda; Insecta; Lepidoptera; Pieridae. The record is from the annotation of a GenBank genome assembly.